This is a messenger RNA of Aspergillus versicolor CBS 583.65, 1899 nucleotides long. Its product is annotated as flavin-containing monooxygenase. Gene Ontology annotation, molecular function: flavin adenine dinucleotide binding; monooxygenase activity. The transcript is spliced from 3 exons. Lineage: Eukaryota; Fungi; Ascomycota; Eurotiomycetes; Eurotiales; Aspergillaceae. The record is from RefSeq and is a predicted model, not a curated record. Bases 1 to 1899 code for a protein of 632 amino acids.
AUGGCACCUCACGUUCAAGAACCGGUCCCUAUUCCAGUCUCCAAGACCAAGGGCGUAGUCGAAUACCACGACAAUGUCCCGAAGCCUGUCGCGGACGAUUUCAUGUACGACUUCAAGUACAACCACAGUCUGCCCACCACCGACAUCUUGGGCGUUGACAUCCCCGCCGACUGCGACGCUCAGAAGGAGGCCGAGGGUAUCGUGGCGCGUCUUUCUAAAGCCACAUUAGAGGGAGACGCGCAGGCGUUCGCUGCGUUAUUUCUUGAUUAUGGCGUGUGGCGCGACAAGCUCUCCUUCACCUGGGACUUCCGAACAUUCAACUUCAAAGACACCAUAUUAAAAGCCGCUACCGAUCUGCUGCCUCAGACUAAAGCCAGAAACUUCAACUUCCUCAAGCCUGAGCCUUCUGUGUCUCGCCCGUACCCUGACUUCUCUCAACUCCAAUUUAUUGUAUCAUUCGAGACUGAAGUGGUCCUUGCUUCCGCUGUCAUCAAUGCAGUCCUUACCAAAGAUGGCUGGAGAAUCUACACCAUGCACACUGUUGCCGAGAGCCUCAAAGACUUCCCUGAACAGUCUGCCCCAGAUGGACACAUGACUGGUAUUACUAGCUGGGAGAGCCAGAGAUCCGAAGCCAUCAACACCGCUGACCCCGAAGUCCUGAUCAUCGGUGGCGGUCAAAACGGCCUCGCAAUGGCAGCACGGCUCAAAGUCCUCGGCAUGGAAAACCUGAUCAUCGAACGCAGCGCCGAAGUCGGCGAUAUCUGGAAACAACGCUACGAAUACCUCUCCCUCCACUUCCCACACUGGCCCGACCACCUCCCCUACUUCCAGUACCCCCAGCACUGGCCCACCUACACCCCAGCGCAGAAGCAGGGCCUAUAUAUGAAGUGGUACGCGUCCGCACUGGAACUCAAUGUCUGGACCAAAUCGAACGUCGUCAAAGCCGAGCAGGACGAUCAGGGAAACUGGACUGUUACUGUGAAUAAAAAUGGCGAGACGCGCACACUGCAUCCUAAGCAGCUUAUAAUGGCAACCUCGCUCUGCGGCGUCCCUUACACUCCGUCUGUACCGGGGAUAAACGAUUUCCGCGGCGUGGUCCGACACUCCAGCGCGCAUUCGAGCGCGCGUGAAUUCGUCGGGAAGAAGGUCUGUGUUGUGGGGACUUCAUCCUCCGGCUUUGAUACAGCGUAUGAAUGUGCCCGUCUUGGAAUCGAUGUUACGCUGCUCCAGCGCUCGCCUACCUAUGUCAUGUCCCUGACGCAUUCUGUCCCGCUUAUGCUGGGUGGUUAUGCGCCUGAUAAGGAUGGUAGAUUGCCAGAUAUUGAAGCGCAGGAUCGGCUGACUUUUGCUACGCCUGUUGGGCCGGGGGAAGAACUUGCUAGGCGGGCUGCGAAGAAGCUUGAGGAGCUUGAUAGGCCGCUGCUUGAAGCGCUGAAUGCGCGUGGGUUGCGGACGUGGCGUGGCCAGCGUGAUACGGGGAAUUCCACACUUGGUCAGACACGGAAUGGAGGCUUCUAUUUUGAUGCGGGUGCCUGUGAUGAAAUCAUUAUUGGCAAUAUCAAAGUGGAGCCAGGGUUCAUUGAGAAGUUCACUGACAACAAGGUAGUCCUGAACGGUGGUAGGGAGAGGGAGUUUGACCUAGUAGUCUUUGCCACUGGGUUUUCGAACACGAUUGACUCGAUUCGGGAGACUUUGGGUGAGAAGAUUGCUAGUCAGUGCGGGCCGAUUUGGGGGAUUGAUGAGGAGGGUGAGUAUAAAACUGCGUAUAAGGAGACGGGGGUUCCCAAUAUGUGGAUUAUGGUUGGCUUCCUUCCGAUGACGAGAUAUGCCUCGAGGCUUUUGGCGUUGAGGUUGAAGGCGUUGAAGGAGGGUAUUUCUCCUCCGCCUUACAAGGUUUAG